This is a messenger RNA of Salvelinus fontinalis (brook trout), 6238 nucleotides long. Its product is annotated as cdc42 effector protein 2-like. Lineage: Eukaryota; Metazoa; Chordata; Actinopteri; Salmoniformes; Salmonidae. The transcript has 2 exons. The record is from RefSeq and is a predicted model, not a curated record. The coding region runs from base 1195 to 1965 and encodes 256 amino acids.
UACACUCGUUAACCCGUGGACCGGUUCAUACCUAAAACAUUCUCCAUUCAGGCUGCAUAGGUAUCAUUUUAAUCCUUACCUAGAUUUAAUGGUUAGAAGGCAGAAAAAAACAGGGAAAAUAUGCAUACUUUUUUAACGAAACACCAUUUUAAACCACCAUGCUAAAGUAGCUAAUACCUAGGAAUUCUAGCCCCAGAUGUUGGGUAUAGCCUUCAGCCAAUCAGGUUGCAGCAGUCUUGUUUACCCCUGGCUGCAUGCAGUGCACAACACCAGUUAGUAGAAUAAGCUGUUAUUGGUGGUGGGAAAUUGUGUUUCAUACAGGAAGUACACAUUUUCAGUUUUUUUCCGCAUUCUCGCUGUUAAAUGUAGUUAUUGAGGAAAUCGAGGCCUUGCAGCCUGAAUGGACAGUUGUUUAUGUACGAACCGGUCCACGGGGGUUAGGAGUGUAUUGCUUGCUGCAUACAAUGUGUUUGGACGGUAAGAUGAAACCAUCAAUAUCAGAUCAAUAUCGCCAUCUGCCCGCCUUUGGGCUAGCUAUACCUCAAAAUUGUAAUACGCGAAAUCCAGUGCCGGAGUUUCCGGUAUGAGGACGAGAACGACAAGGAGUGUAGCGCAUCUCUCGGAUUCUACCAUAUCUGCUGCACAUCAUCGCUAUAGCAGCCUAUGGAACACGCGAUCAAGUGAAGUGGUUACGUUUUGUGAUGCAGGCACCUACGCAUCGCCAAGCAGUGGGAUUUUUUUAGGCUAUUUACGCAACCUUGAAUAGCCGACCCCUGCUCUGGGCAGAUGAGAUAUUUUUGGUGAAAGUCAGGGCUGUCAUAAAGGAUAUCGGGAAGCUGGGAGUUGAUUAAAACUGUGGACAUAAUCCUUUUACCUCACCAAGAAAUCUCCUCCGCAGCCUAAGUGUCAACCCUACAUCCUGCUCACUGAAGCUCUAUUCCAAGAGAGUGAUCUGGACUUUGUUUGGUACUAUUCAUCAUUUUAAAGCUGACUGCAGAAGUAGCAGUCCUCCCUAAUCACCAGACCUGAUUUGACCAUUAAUAGUUUAGCUCAGCCAGCCAGCUUGAUUCUUGAUUGAUUCUUGAUUCCCUGUGUCUGAUUCAGAGAGGAGCCCUGCCCGUCCUCCUCUCCCCACCACCUCCCCUCACAUUGUUGCAGGAGCUGAGUCUCUGCUGCCCAGGGAGGGCUCCGGACAUGUCCACCAAGGCGCCCAUCUAUCUGAAGCGGCGGAGCAGGAAGGGGAAGAAGGAGAAGCUGCGGGACAUCCUUUCCUCUGACAUGAUCAGUCCUCCACUGGGGGACUUCCGCCACACCAUCCAUAUCGGUAGCGGCGGGGGGGAUGACGACCUGUUCGGGGACCUGUCCUUCCUGCAGGGGAAGUUCCACCUUCUCCCUGGGCAGCAGGGCCACAACCUGUCUCAGCGCUCCUCCAUGUACGCAGAGCCCUUCCAGUUCAGCCGUACUGCCAGCGACAGCGGACACACACCCUCCUCAGAGAGCUCCCCCCUGCUGAAGAACGCCCUCUCGCUGCCCGUCAUCGAAGGGGUGCAGGCCAUCACCCUACCAGUCACCUCUGCACCCUCCUCCGCCCGCCCCCAUCCGCCUCAGAACGCGCCCCCUCCACCCAAGCCUCCCCGACUGCACCUGGAUGACGAGAUCCUGACGCCCCAUCACCCAGGCCUGGACUCGUCUUCUCCCUCAGCACAGGCUCCCAGCAAGACGUCCCAGUUCAGCCCGCCCUCCCCCAGGUUGUCAUCAGGCGAGGAUGUGUGUAUCCAGGACCCUUAUCUGGAUGAUGGGGGCCAGGAGCGCCCCUACCUGUCCCACGCAGGCUCCCUGCUCUCCCUGCACCUGGACCUGGGCCCCUCCAUCCUGGACGACGUGCUGCAGAUUAUGGAUAGCCAGCGCCUCAGUGGCCUCAACGGAACCUGUCUGCAGGGAGGGCGGCAGGAGCUCUACACCUGACCAUGAGAAGCCCUCUGUCCUCUGACUGACCUCCUUGGUGUAUAAGAGGAGGUUCUGACCUCAACCAAGCCUUGCUGGAUUACAAGGCUGGAUUUGUACAGUAGUACGCUCAUAUGAAGUGCUUUUUCCCCCUGGAACUUAACUUCAGGUGCUGUUAGUGUUUUAAUUGAUAUUGAAUAUCUUUCUACACUUUUCCAUGCAAAUUACUUAAUAUAGUAAGUACGAAAUGAAGUGGCCAUGAGCCAAAAGCUGACACUGUUAAAUCUCCUCUCCCCGUCCUCCAAAGAGGAUAUGAAGAAACCGGUGAAAGAAUAUACUGCUGGUCAGGAACUGAGGUCAGCAUGUAUCUGACUGGGAUCAUAUUUGUCAGUGGGAGUGAAAUGGUAUUGUAAAACCUGAAGGUCACAGUUUGAAUUUUUUUACUGCACCUGAGCUGUAGACUACUGUCCGUGCUCCUGAGAUCACAGUUUGGUGUCUGUGUCAUACAGAUUUAUCCAGCUUACAAAGCUGUUCUGGAACUGACAUUCUAUUCAUGGUUGGAUAUACAUUAUCAAAGACACGCUUAUGGAAAGAGGAACUGUACAACCGGGAGGGUGUCUGCCGGGUGGCGCAGCGGUAUGAGUCACUGCAUCUCAGUGCAAGAGGCAUCACUACAGACCCUGGUUCGAUUUCAGGCUGUAUCACAACUGGCUGUGAUUGGGAGUACCAUAGGGCGGCACACAAUUGGCCCAGUGUCGCCCGGGUUUGGCCGGGGUAGGCCGUCAUUGUAAAUAAUAAUUUAUUCUUAACAGACUUGCCUAGUUAAAUAAAGGUUACAUAUAUUUGUUUUAAAUGUCUGCAAGGACAAAGAUCCAGAGUGGUGGAGGAGGUCACAUCCCUGAGUCAGAUGUGUCAUUUUCGAGCUUUUGUUAUUUUUAAUGCAAGAAUGUGAAAGCUGUAACUUUUGUAUCAGGAGAGACAAUGAGUUUUGGAGAGCUCAGUUCCAUAUCUUUUGACAUUUCAGCAGAUCUACAGAGAGCUGCUCAAACUGGCCCUCAUGCUCUGGUAAUUGAGAUUUUGGACACAUUUGGAGAUUAUCUCACCGCUGUAGCCUCCAAGUCUUUGUGUUGCUCAAACUAUCUCUGUACCAACACAGAGAAGUUCUGAAUCAGACUUUUACCAAUGUUAUUUGGAAUUCUUGUUACAAGAUACAGAGAGAGGGUUUUUAUUUGAGCCAGUUUGCUAUAGCAGGAAAAUAAUACUGCAGCAACAGGAAAUGUGCAUUAUUAUGUGGAUCAUAAUUCAUGGACAUUCUUGUAGGGGUUGAUACAUUUUAAGUCUGAUAUUUGUGUAAAUUACAAAUGAAUACAGUACAGGGUAGAGUUGCCAGAUCACACUUUGCUCCAUGGGGUAUACAGUACCAAUCAAAAGUUUGGACACACCUACUCAUUCAAGGGUUUUUCUUUAUUUUGACUAUUUUAUACAUUGUGGAAUAAUAGUGAAGACAUCAAAACUAUGAAAUAACACAUGGAAUCAUGUAGUGUAACAAAAAUAUAUUUGAGAUUCUUCAAAGUAGCCACCCUUUGCCUUGUUGACAGCUUUGCACACUCUUGGCAUUCUCUCAACCAGCUUCAUGAGGUAGUCACCUGGAAUGCAUUUCAAUUAACAGGUGUGCCUUGUUAAGUUCAUUUGUGGAAUUUCUUUCCUUAAUGAGUUUGAGCCAAUCAGUUGUGUUGUGACACGGUAGGGGUGGUAUACAGAAGAUAGCCCUAUUUGGUAAAAGACCAAGUCCAUAUUAUGGCAAGAACAGCUCAAAUGAGCAAAGAGAAAUGACAGUCCAUCAUUACUUUACUUUAAGACAUGAAGGUCAGUCAAUCUGGAAGAUUAAAAGAAUUUAGAAAGUUUCUUCAAGUGCAGUCGCAAAAACCACCAUGCGCCACGAUGAAACUGGAUCUCAUGAGGACCGCCACAGAUUGCAGCCCAAAUAAAUGCUUCAGAGACUUCAAGUAACAGACACAUCUCAACAUCAACUGUUCAGAGGAGACUGCAUGAAUCAGGCGUUCAUGGUUGAAUUGCUGCAAAGAAACCACUACUAAAGGACACCAAUAAGAAGAGACUUGCUUGGAUCAAGAAGCAUGAGCAAUGGACAUUAGACCGGUGGAACUGGUCUUUUGGUCUGAUGAGUCUAAAUGUGAGAUUUUUGGUUCCAACCGUCGUGUCUUUGUGAGACGCAGAGUAGGUGAACGGAUGAUCUCCGCAUGUGUGGUUCCCACCGUAAAGCAUGGAGGAGGUGUGGGGGUGCUUUGCUGGUGACAGUGUCUGUGAUUUAUUUAGGCACACUUAAUGGCUACCACAGCAUUGGCUACCACAGCAUUCUGCAGCAAUACGCCAUCCCAUCUGGUUUGCGUUUAGUGAGACUAUCAUUUGUUUUUCAACAGGACAAUGACAACAACACACUUCCAGGCUGUGUAAGGGCUAUUUGACCAAGAAGGAGAGUGGUGGAGUGCUGCAUCAGAUGACCUGGCUUCCACAAUCACCCGACCUCAACCCAAUUGAGAUGGUUUGGGAUGAGUUGGACCGCAGAGUGAAGAAAAAGCAGCCAACAAGUGCUCAGCAAAUGUGGGAACUCCUUCAAGACUGUUGGAAAAGCAUUCCAGGUGAAGCUGGUUGAGAGAAUGCCAAGAGUGUGCAAAGCUGUCGUCAAGGCAAAGGGUGGCUAUUUGAAGAAUCUCAAAUAUAAAAUAUAUUUUGAUUUGUUUUAACACUUUUUUUGGUUAAUACAUGAUUCCAUGUGUUAUUUCAUAUUUUUGAAUUCUUCACUAUUAUUCUACAAUGUAGAAAAUAGUAAAAAAAUAAAGGAAAACCCUUGAAUAAGUAGGUGUGUCAACUUUUGAUUGGUACUGUAUAUUUUUUUUCAAUAUUAUAUUAAUUAGAAUGUAGCAAUCAACUAGAAAAUGAUAACAGGUUAUUGAUUCUUCACAAACUCAACAAUAAAUGCAUGAUUAUUUGCACCCAGAGGUGCACGGAUUCACUUUGACAUUGUAGAAAAUAUUUUGGAUGACAUAUAAUAUAGAACAUACAUUGGUUCUUUGAUAACGGUGGACCAAUGAUGGUUAGGUUUACCUUGAGGAUGGACCAAUGGCACAAACCGUUUGAUUCCCCGUUAACACAUUAUACCAUAUUGUAGGAAAACAGACUACAUUUGUGCAUAACGCUUAACAAUAUCAUUAUAGUCUCAGAUUACAUUUCUUGAUACUUUGACAAACUCACUAAAGCACUAUAAACCCUUUCCUGCACAAUAAAAUGUUAACAUUUACAAUAAACCUGUUGGCAAGCAUUGUAACAGCAUAGUUCCAGCAUUGUUCCAUGAAUUAUAGCUUUUAAACUGCUCUAAUUUCUAUGUUUACUUUUGGAUAUCAACUCAUCAGGCCAUAUCUAUCAACAUAUAAUGUUCUCAUUCCAUAAAAUCCACCCUGUGCAUCGUUUAUGUGAUUUCUAAAUCAGCUGGAAAAGCACUUGGACUCCAUAGCUGACAUUUUGGGAAGAGGACUGUAUUAGUAGACAUAUGCUUCAACUCAGAGAGAGAGAGAGGAUGUGAUAAGUUGUACUGCAGCACAGUCUGUCCGUAGCCCGAGCCUGGUCCAGAUACUGGAGCUGUCCUGCUGACCGUGGCCAGGCCAGGAUGGUGUUACGUAAGACUGUGUCUGUUUACCCUGGAGCUCUGCUGACAGACAUGCAGCCAACUCCUCAGUACAGUACACCAGCCUCUCCUGCAUCGUGAAAGACUGUUGAUGGACAAAUUUUGACACUAAUAACCUUCACUGGCUUUUACAAUCUAGUUAAAGUCGUUAUGUACAGUAUACGACUAUGUGAACAUACUUUGGUCUUCCUUUUUUAAAGCUGUGAAAUAUGCUAUGCCUCCUACGAUAAUUGAACUCAAGUUAUUUUGACAUGUUUCACAUUGUAUCUAUCUACUUGUCCUGACCUCCAAGUAGCUGUUGGUUGUUUUAGAAAGGGAUUGCAGCAUACAGAACCAAACACAUAUCGGAAUCACCAGAUAUGAGGCUACACACAGGGAACUAUAGGCACCAAACUUAUCAAAGUUUUGUAGAUGUCUUACAUCAUAACCUUAGCUGAUCUUCCAUUUUUCCACAAUAAUGAUGUGUUUGAUGAUGACUUAUGCUGCUAUCAAUUGGUGUAUUUUACGUGCUGGGACAAAUUAUUUACUGGCGUCACAAAAUUGAUUACAAGCUGUAAAUGAAUAAAUGCAAUAUUAUGGUGAGAAGAAAAACGA